Aspergillus chevalieri is the source of this 1002-nucleotide messenger RNA. RefSeq lists its product as uncharacterized. The transcript has a single exon. The coding region runs from base 1 to 1002 and encodes 333 amino acids. The record is from RefSeq and is a predicted model, not a curated record. Lineage: Eukaryota; Fungi; Ascomycota; Eurotiomycetes; Eurotiales; Aspergillaceae.
AUGGGUGUUCUUCGUUUCCCCCGCCCAACAGGCAUCUAUGUGCCCCGUUCAACUACACCCAUUCUCACCACGGAUAUGAUCUCCCCUCCACUAUCGCCUAGUAUCUACGGCGACUCGGACAAUGUCACCGCAUCUAUCAUCCCCGCUCUCGAAUACAUUUCCUCCAAGUUUCAACAAAAGUUCCUGCACGUCACUCUGUUGAUCGGCCGGGGCAACCCGUUUCCAACAUCCAACGCAUCAAACCAGAUGAUGGUCAUCCCCGUCAGCGAUCUAGACGAACCAUCCUGGCGUCUCUUGUACAGAACCGUCUCCAAAGCCGUUCGCAAAUUCGCACUUGACAACAGCUGGAUCGAGGCUCUGACCCGGUGUCAGCACGAACGCGACGCUCACUGGUAUCUGAUCCAGCAGUCCAUCCGGCAGAACGAGGUGCUGUUUAGCAGCGAGGGAUUGACGCUGUUGAACAUGGACCGGAUCUAUACAUUCAAGCGACGGCUGUGCAUCCUCUCGCAUCGGGAGCUGGAUGUCUCGGACGACCAUCCAUACAUCAUAUCCUGCAUACGCCUCCUGCACCGCACAAUCGCCGAUUUCCAAGGCCGCCCAUUCAGCAAAGCCUUUUUCCACCGCGUCUACGAACAAUUGGACGUCCGCGACGAACACCUCGCCCGUGUCGCACGGGUAUACCAAUCCGAAUACGAGCAAGAAGGAAUCGUCCUCCCCCGGCCAACACCACAACCAGACCACCGUCACCACCAGUCCCACUCAGCUACAGCAGCCCGCGCCCGCCGAAUGCCGGUCCGACCCGUUCGUCGACGCGGUCCUCCGCCGACCUCAUCCAUUUCGCCGAAACAAGGCAAACGAGGCCCGAAGACGCCGUUGUCCGCGUCGGAUGUCACCCCUAUUACGCGAAAUGAGUGGAAUUUGCUUGUGGCGGGCGAGAUUCAGCGGGCGAAGGCGAGUGUUACAAAAUGGACGCCGUCGCCAACGGUUAUGGCGGCUGCGUGA